This is a messenger RNA of Tympanuchus pallidicinctus (lesser prairie-chicken), 2928 nucleotides long. RefSeq names its product protein kinase C delta (gene PRKCD). Lineage: Eukaryota; Metazoa; Chordata; Aves; Galliformes; Phasianidae. The coding region runs from base 482 to 2539 and encodes 685 amino acids. The transcript is spliced from 18 exons. Gene Ontology annotation, biological process: protein phosphorylation. The record is from RefSeq and is a predicted model, not a curated record. Gene Ontology annotation, molecular function: diacylglycerol-dependent serine/threonine kinase activity; ATP binding.
AAGCCAAGUGUUACAAAACUAGAACAAAUAACCAUAAACAAAAACUGAGAAACAGUGUUUUGAGAAGCAGAGUUGAAAAUGUGGCCUUCAAAGCGGAUUUUGCAUGACAUCAUCAGAACAAAGGAAGAUUGCAUGGGUGUACAAAAUCCACGUUUCUUUGUACCUAUUUCUAUUUCAUCUGUUAAUUUGCUGUUGAAGUAAACGCCCAGUAACAAGCCUUGUGGUCUGCUUCAGACUAAUAUCUGCUUCAGGUUGGGUGAAAUCAGUGCAGGUGUUAGUUUAGCUGACGUUAGUUUUAGAAGCCUUCUAAUUGUGUUGUAAUUGUGAUCUCUAGCGAGUUUUCCCUUCCAGUCUGCGUUAUUCUGCAACCUGGUGAUUUUUGUCAAAGUUUCCAGUGGGAGCUGCACACCAACCUACCUAGCUUGUUUCUGCCUAUGGCCUGAGUGCGUCUUAAAGGUGUGCAUCAGCAGUGUUGUGAACAAUGGCCCCCUUCUUACGGAUAUCUUUCAACUCAUUUGAGCUGGGACCCAUGCAGAAUCAAGGGGAACAACUACAGCCUUUCUGUGCUAUCAAGAUGAAGGAGGCAUUGACUACGGAGAGAGGAAAAACUCUGGUUCAGAAGAAACCCACCAUGUAUCCGGAAUGGAAGUCUACUUUUGAUGCCCACAUUUAUGAAGGACGCGUGAUUCAGAUUGUUCUCAUGAAAGCAGCAGAAGAGCCGUUGUCUGAGGUGACUGUAGGUGUGUCUGUCCUGGCGGAGCGCUGCAAGAAGGGCAGCGGCAAAGCAGAAUUCUGGCUUGACCUACAGCCUCAGGGGAAGGUGCUGAUGGCUGUGCAGUACUUUUUAGAAGAUGCAGAUUGCAGACAGUCAGUGAGGGAGGAAGAGGGAACAGUAACUAUCAACAGAAGAGGAGCUAUCAAGCAAGCAAAGAUCCACUACAUCAAAAAUCAUGAAUUUAUUGCUACCUUUUUUGGACAGCCCACAUUUUGUUCUGUCUGCAAAGAGUUUGUAUGGGGACUGAACAAACAAGGAUACAAAUGUAGGCAGUGCAACGCAGCUAUUCAUAAGAAAUGUAUUGAUAAAAUCAUUGGGAGGUGUACUGGUACUGCAGCCAACAGCAGAGACACGAUGUUUCAGAAGGAACGUUUCAACAUUGACAUGCCUCACCGCUUCAAAGUUUACAACUACAUGAGCCCUACUUUCUGUGACCACUGCGGCAGCCUGCUCUGGGGGCUGGUCAAGCAAGGACUCAAAUGUGAAGAAUGUGCAAUGAAUGUGCAUCAUAAAUGCCAAAAGAAGGUGGCCAACCUGUGUGGAAUUAACCAGAAGUUGCUAGCUGAAGCUUUAACUCAAGUCAGCCAGAAGUCCACACGAAGGUCUGAUUCUGGAUCUGUAGAAAAUGUUGGUAUUUACCAGGAUUUUGAUAAGAAACUUCGAGGUCCAGGAGGGGAUACAACAGCAGAUAACAGCCAAUAUGAUAAACUCUGGGAGGGAAGCUCUGCCAAGCCAGCAUCACGCAUUGUGAGCAGGAGAAAAUUCAAUAUCGACAGCUUUGUCUUCCAUAAAGUACUGGGGAAAGGAAGUUUUGGAAAGGUCCUGCUUGCUGAGCUGAAAGGAAAGAAUGAGUUCUUUGCCAUCAAAGCUCUGAAAAAAGAUGUGGUGCUAAUUGAUGAUGAUGUGGAAUGCACCAUGGUGGAGAAGCGGGUCCUAGCACUUGCAUGGGAAAAUCCAUUUCUCACGCACCUUUAUUGCACGUUCCAGACAAAGGAUCACCUGUUUUUUGUUAUGGAGUUCCUGAAUGGGGGAGACCUGAUGUUUCACAUACAAGACAAGGGGCGUUUCGAUCUCUACAGAGCAACGUUUUAUGGAGCUGAAAUUUUAUGUGGGCUACAGUUUCUUCACAGCAAAGGCAUUAUUUAUAGAGACCUAAAAUUGGACAAUGUUAUGCUCGAUAAAGAAGGCCACAUCAAAAUAGCUGAUUUUGGAAUGUGCAAAGAAAAUGUAGUUGGUGAGAACAAGGCAAGCACUUUCUGUGGGACCCCAGACUACAUUGCUCCAGAGAUUCUGCAAGGCUUGAAGUACACGUUCUCUGUGGACUGGUGGUCAUUUGGGGUCCUGCUGUACGAGAUGCUCAUUGGGCAGUCCCCUUUCCAUGGGGAUGAUGAAGAUGAGUUGUUUGAGUCGAUCCGCAUGGACACCCCUCACUACCCACGCUGGAUUACCAAGGAAUCAAAAGAUAUAUUAGAAAAGCUAUUUGAAAGAGAUCCAACAAGAAGGCUUGGUGUCACUGGGAAUAUCAGAGCUCAUCCUUUCUUCAAAACCAUCAACUGGAUGACCCUAGAGAAGAGGGAGGUAGACCCUCCUUUCAAGCCAAAAGUGAAGUCAGCGAGUGACUACAACAACUUUGACAGAGAAUUUCUGAAUGAGAAGCCAAAGCUCUCCUACAGUGACAAAAACCUGAUCGACUCCAUGGAUCAGUCUGCGUUCGAUGGCUUCUCCUUCACCAACCCUAAAUUUGAACAGAUCUUAGAAAAAUAGUCCGAACGGAGCCAGACUUCCAAAUGCUAGGAGCAGAAAACCGCAGUGCUCCGUGCUGUGCUCCAGUGAUGUGUCAGUACUUCAGCACAGCAGCUCAGUAGUGUGGGUGAUCACGUGUAACUGCUGCUGUACUGGCAGUGUUCUUUUAUGCAUGGCCGGGUGUGAGGUGUGUGAAUCGCGUGCACUAUUUUCUCUGUUUGGGAAAAUGUAAAUUGUUUGGUUACUUGAAUGUAGUUAUGUUUUAUAAAUAUAUAUAUAUAUAUAAAUGUGCUGUAUAUUUUGCUCAAGACAUUGGAGAAUGGAAGAUGUCUUUUUAAAAAAAACGUGUUUGAGCCUUGGUUCUUUUGUCCUCACUUCAAAGAAAGUUACAUUAAACUUUCAUUCCUCAC